Didymodactylos carnosus is the source of this 2577-nucleotide messenger RNA. The record is from the annotation of a GenBank genome assembly. NCBI's taxonomy places the organism in Eukaryota, Metazoa, Rotifera, Eurotatoria, Philodinida, Philodinidae.
AUGUGCGCUUACUUUCUUACAAUCAUGUCGUCAUCACAACAGCAGUUACCGGUACGCUCUUACGGUGUCACGGAACCAAUUUCUCUUCGUGGUCCAGAUCCUAAUGAUUAUGAGUUGACACGCAAGCUUGAAGAAACGUUAAAAGACUGUGGUUAUUUUGAAUCCGACAUCGAAUCAUCACAUCGUAUUCGAGUUAUGACAGAAAUAAAUGCAUUGGUCGAAGAAUGGAUACGUAGUGCUUCACUGACUAAAAAUAUUUCACCAGAAAUAGCUAACACAGUAGGAGGCCGCGUAUGUACUUUUGGAUCAUAUCGUCUUGGAGUACAUUCGAAAGGAGGGGAUAUUGACACAUUAUUGAUUGCACCAAGACAUAUUGAACGAAUAGAUUUUUUUCAAUCAUUUGCAGAGAAAUUACGUCGCCUACCGGUAGUACGUGAUUUUCGUUGUGUGGAGGAUGCAUAUGUACCAGUUAUAAAAAUGACGUAUGAUGGUAUUGAACUGGACAUGCUAUUUGCACGAUUAUCUGAAGCCAGUAUUUCAAAUAGUUUAGAUUUAAAGGAUGAUCAAAUAUUAAGAAAUUUGGAUCCACGUUGUGCACGAAGUUUAAAUGGAUGUCGCGUCACAGAUGAAAUAUUAGAUUUAGUACCGAAUCGUGAAAUAUUUAGAGCUACAUUAAGAGCCAUCAAACUAUGGGCUAAACGAAAUGGACUCUAUAGUAAUGCAUUAGGGUUUUUUGGCGGCGUUACUUGGGCGAUGUUGGUAGCACGCGUGUGCCAGUUAUAUCCAAACGCAGUUGCAGGCAAGUUUGAAUAUAAUAUAUGGGCAUGGUCUCUGUUUAAAGACGCACGACUUGGAUUUCCAAUAUGGGAUCCCACAUCAAAUGUUGCAGACCGUUAUCAUUUGAUGCCCAUCAUUACACCAGCAUAUCCGCAACAAAAUUCAACACAUAAUGUUUCAUUAUCAACACAAAAAAUUAUUGUUAGUGAAAUACAACGUGGUUUAAAAACGGUCACCGAUAUCAUGAAUAAUAAAUUAGAAUGGAAAGAAUUAUUUAUAGGUUUAGAUUUUUUUCAACGUUAUAAACAUUAUAUUAUUCUGCUAUUAAGUGCACCUGAUCAAAGUCAAUUUCUGGAAUGGAGUGGAUUAGUUGAAGCAAAAAUUCGAAUUCUCAUUACACAUUUAGAACGUAACCCAUACAUUGAUAUUGCACAUGUAUGCAGUGAACAAUUUAAGCCGUCUGAAAGUGUAUUUGAACAAUCGAAGCAACAACAAGCAUCUUCUAAUCACACAUCGACGCCCGCGGUUACGGAUGCCGCAACAAUGGCAGAGGAUGCUGGAAAAUCUCCAUCUUCAGUGCCGUCUGUAACAAAUUUUACUCGUAUGUGGGUUGUUGGACUACAAUUUAAAAAUGUUGAUCGUGUACAACUAGAUUUGACUGACGAAAUACGUAGUUUUACAACUGUUGUUUAUAAAGCAGCAAAUUCUAGUUUAAUGUCACGCGAUAAUAUAAUUUUGGAUGCACGAUAUAUACGUAAACGUGAUUUACAUACAGUUUUACCACAUGGCAUAUUAAAACCAUCAAAUUCAAAAACAAAGCUCAAGAAUGUUUCACUUCCGCACGAGAUAAAUGAUACUACAGCUACAGCAAAAAUAGAUGGUCCUCGUACACAAUCACCAUGCUCAUCACCAUUACAACCACCACCACUAACAACAAUACCAUCCGUCGAAAUGAAUGGAUCUUCUGGUUCGCCAGCACCUGAUGACACUCACACGAAAGUACAAGAUCAAGAACCAUGCAAGGUUCAAAGUCCAAAAACCGACUCAACGCCAUUAUCGACACCAAUAACAAUGCGACAACCAAUAUCGAUUCCAUUAUCGACAGCAAUGUCCGUAUCCACUAACACCACAACACCAAUAACAACGCGACAAGUAAUUCAUAAUGAUAUAACAAUGAGUGAGGAUUUACAAGAUGAUCAACAAACUAUUUCUCAUGACAUCUCAUCGUCUGAUAAUAAAAAGCGUAAAUUAUCCCUGAUUGAAGAUGACGAACAUGUUACACCAUCAAAUGAUGAUAAAGCAGCAUGGACGAGUGAUGCAAGUAAUCAUCUAACGAAAAAAACAAUGAAAGAGCAACAAUCCAUUUUAGAAAAUGGGCAUGUAGUAACAAAUAAAAUAGUAGGUCAACCGUCAAUGUAUCCUUCUCCUCAUCGAACAUUCAUUAGUCAAAAUUCAAAUGAUAGUUCAGGUGAAAAUCAACCGUCCAUUUCAUCAACAAUACAACGUCAAAGAUCACAAACUGAUUCGAUGUCUCCACGUACAGCAACUUUUACGUCUACUAAUAUGACCAAUGACGAAUCGACGUUGAUAUCGCGACAACAGCGGCAUAUUGAUUUAGGAACAGAAUCUGAUAACAAUAAUUAUCGUCGAAAUUCAUUACCUUUAAUAUCAACAACGCCAGUUCGUUCCCCUCCACAUGAUAUGUGUGAUGAUGAUGAAAUACAUGGUAAACAAAAAUUAAAUACUCGAACAAUAUUAAAUAACCAUACAUUAGCUAUUAAGCUAAAUACUAAAACUUAA